Scomber japonicus (chub mackerel) is the source of this 9074-nucleotide messenger RNA. RefSeq names its product piezo-type mechanosensitive ion channel component 1 (gene piezo1). Bases 183 to 8594 code for a protein of 2803 amino acids. The record is from RefSeq and is a predicted model, not a curated record. The transcript has 57 exons. NCBI's taxonomy places the organism in Eukaryota, Metazoa, Chordata, Actinopteri, Scombriformes, Scombridae.
UGGGAGAUCAUGAGCGCAUAUCGGAAUAAUGCCUAUGUCAUUCUUCUGUCACGUUUGAUCAAUCAGUCCCGAUGGAGCCCUUUAAGUUCACGAGCACAGUGUUUAAUGCUGUGAUCGAUGAUUAUUAGUGAGGAAUCGUUGCUGAUUAUCGGAGGAGUGAGUAUUGAUCACUCUGUGCUGACAUGGAUCUUCAGGUGAUUGUGUGGCUGUUCUACUGCAUUCUGCUGCCCACCACGCUAUUAACAGCUUGUCUUUUUCGCUACAAUGUCCUGUCAUUGGUUUACUUCCUCUACGUGCUGCUUCUGCCGUGGUUCCUGUGUCCCAACAAACACACUAUCAGAGGUCACACGGGCCGCUUCAUCAGAGCAGUAUUUUGUACAAGUCUACUGUUUGUACUGGCUCACAUCUGCUUCCAGACGGUACUCUACACCUAUCCUCCUCUCAGCGUAGCCAUUGGAGAUAACUGCUCACAAUGGGACAGCAUAAGCAGACAUAUAGGACUGUCCAGGCUUCCCUUGGAUGAUCCUUGGAGUGUGUCACGCCUCGUGUGUCCUGACCUGGGGGUCUGUGUGGUUGCCUUGGUAACCACAGUCCUCUGCAGCAGAUUGGUGAAGAACAGAGAAAUGGUGGCUGCUGCCAACAUUACAACACUAGAAGAUGAUCCAGCAGACAAAACUACAGAAGAUGAAGAGGAGGCAGUGUCAGGAGAUGAAGAUGAAGAAGAGAGGUCAUCACCUGGUGACCCUGAUGAAGAAGUUUCAACAGCAACCAAAGCCAAGCAGCUGGCUGAGCGUCUGAAGGCCACUGCCAGGAGAGCUCUGCGGGACCUGGGGAGAAUCCUGGCCAUCAGCCUGCUGGCUUUAGCUGGCAUCACACAGCCCUCGGCCUUCUCAGCCAUCUACUUCCUGCUUUUCAUUGGUGUGUGCACAUGGUGGGCAUAUCACCUUCCCAUCAGUCAUCUGGGUUUUAAUGCACUGUGUGUGAUGGUGGGCUUCUUUACUGCUGGUCACAUGGUUUGUCUGUACCUAUACCAGUGUCUGCUGGCCCAGGCCCUGUUCCCUCCACACAGUCUGUGGGCCAGGCUCUUUGGUCUGAAGGACAUCAUCAUACCAGGAAACUGCUCCUCACCCUAUGACCUCAACUUGAAUGCUGAUCAUGACUGGCCGGUUUAUGUCAACCCAGGAAUACUGUUCUUCCUCUACAUUACCAUAACAACUGUUCUCAAGACAGGAUGUCAUGGAACACCUCACCAGGUUGAAGAGGAGCAGCUGGUGAAAAGGGAGGAAUCAAAGGAGGAGAUGGUGGAGUUAAGGACAUGGAAUCAACAGAAAGACAAUUAUGAUGAUGACACACAGCUAAUUCUUCUAUCUAUGGGAACAGAGAGUAGCAGAGGAGGACCUGUGGCUGAAGAGAGUAAACCAGACCUGGGUGUUAGUGGAACUCCCAGUGGCCAACAGAAAAGUGAAAGUCCAUUUUUCCUGCUGGGAAGGGUGGUCAUGCAACAGAGCUAUGUCUGUGCUCUCAUUGCAAUGAUGGUUUGGAGCAUCACAUACCACAGUUGGCUGACCUUUGUGCUGCUUCUGUGGGCUUGUCUCAUUUGGAUCCUACGGGCCAGACGGCAUGCAGCCACACUGUGUUCUCCGUUCAUCCUGCUCUACGGCCUGGCUCUGUGUUGUCUGCAGUACAUCUGGGCCAUGGAGCUUCAACCUGAACUUCCCACCACUGUGGGAACCAUGAGCCUCAGACAGCUGGGACUAGACAGAGCACAGUACCCCUGCCUAAGACUAGGAGCUAUGCUUCUGUUCACUUUAACCUUUUGGCUGUUGGUACGUCAGUCAGUGAAGGAAAACUUCAGCAGGAAGAGGAAAAUGACCAUACAACUACAGGAAGUCACUACAGGAGAAGAUGGUGCAGCUAAUGAAUCAGUGCUGAAGGUUCUGGGAGGAAUGGUGAUGAGCUCAUAUGCUAAAUACUGGAUCUACGUGUGUGGAGGGAUGUUCAUCAUGGUCUCCUUUGCUGGAAAACUAGUUGGAUACAAGAUCAUCUACAUGCUGCUGUUCUUGCUCUGCCUGUGUCUCUAUCAGGUGUACUACCCUCUGUGGAGGCGUCUGUUGAAGCUCUUUUGGUGGCUAGUUGUGGCCUACACCAUGUUGGUGCUGAUCUCCAUAUACACUUACCAGUUUGAAGACUUCCCUGGAUACUGGAGAAACUUCACUGGUUUCACUGAACAACAGCUGGCAGCAAUUGGUCUGGAGACGUUUGCCCUGUCUGAGCUCUUCAGUAGUAUUCUGAUCCCUGGCUUCUUCCUGCUGGCUUGUAUUCUGCAGCUGCACUACUUCCACAAACCCUUCAUGAGAAUCACUGACCUGGAGCAUGUUACACCUAUACACAGGAAGAAAAACAGUGAGAAGACUGAGCUGCUUGGCUCGAGUGAUGUGGCUGUGAACUCUGGAGAGGAAGACCUGGUGAUAAACACAGAUGAUGAAUCUGAGGAUGAAGUGGAGUUGAUGCCCAGUAAAUGGGGUCUGGUGAUGGACAGGUUACUGGUUCUGUCCAGAAGGUUCUCUGACAAUCUCACCAGGGUUCAAGUGUUUCUCUGGAGGCUUCUGGAGCUCCAUAUACUAAAGAUGGUGUCCUUCUUCGCUGUGUGGGUUGCACUUGAGGAGCCAUCUGUGAUGAACCUGGUCCUGGUGGUGUUGUGGUCUCUUGCGAUGCCAUACGGUCGCUUCAGGCCCAUGGCUUCCUGUCUGUCUACUGUCUGGGUGUGUGUCAUCAUAGUGUGUAAGAUGCUGUACCAGCUCAGUGUUGUCAACCCUGCUGAGUACUCCAGCAACUGUACCAUGCCUAUAAAAAAUGAAACCAACCUGCCAGAACAGGAAAUGAUGAACUCCUCUCUGUAUAAGAACCCAGUGGAUCCAGCCAAAUGGUUUGGCAUUAGGAAAGAUGCCACUGUCCUGGGUUACAGCAAGAACCAUUUACUAGUGCUGAUGUUGUUGGUGUUUGAGGCGACAGUGUAUCGACACCAGGCUCAUCACUACCGUCAGCUCCAACGAUCUCCUCCAACCAUCCCUGCUCUGUUCCCUGCUGCCACCAGGGACACACUAGACCAGGGUUUAAUACUCUGCCUCAAGUACCUGCUCAACUACACCUUCUACAAGUUUGGAUUAGAGAUUUGCUUUCUGAUGACUGUGAAUGUGAUUGGCCAGCGGAUGAACUUCCCAGUGAUUAUCCAUGGCUGUUGGUUGGUAGCCAUCGUGGUGAGGCGCCGGCGGGCAGCUAUUGCCAAGAUCUGGCCAAAAUAUUGUCUCUUCCUGUCCAUCUUCAUGAUCUACCAGUAUAUACUGUGUGUGGGCAUGCCACCUGCUCUCUGUAUAGACUACCCAUGGAGAUGGAAGACUUCAGUUUUGAUGAACUCGGCUCUCAUUAAAUGGAUCUAUCUGCCAGACUUCUACACUGUGCCUAACUCCAAAAACCUCAUAGCGGACUUUGUGCUGCUGAUGUGUGCGUCCCAGCAGUGGAAGGUGUUUGAAAAUGAGCACAUAGAAGAGUGGAUGGUAGCAGCAGGAGAAAACACAGACGAUCCUGAACCAAUGGAGGGUCGGUUGUUUAACCCUGCGCCCAACUUCAUCAACUGCAGGAGUUACCUGGACAUGGCUAAAGUUCUGGUAUUUCGUCACCUCUUCUGGUUUGUGCUGUCAGUGGUCUUCAUCACCGGAGCCACCAGGAUCUCUGUGUUUGGGUUGGGCUACCUUCUAGCUUGCUUCUUUUUCCUGCUGUUUGGGACCAGACUAUUGGUCAAAACAUCCAGGACCCGCCUCGCCCUGUGGGACUGUCUCAUCAUCUAUAAUGUGGCAGUCAUUAUAUCUAAAAAUAUGUUAUCAAUCCUGGCAUGUGUGUUUGUGUUGGAGAUGCAGAAGGGCUUCUGUUGGGUGAUCCAACUCUUCAGUCUGGUUUGUACAGUCAAAGGAUACUAUGACCCAAAUACAGUGAGUGACAGAACAUGUAGUCUCCCAGUAGAAGAAGCUGGGAUCAUCUGGGACAGUAUCUGUUUUCUCUUCCUGCUGCUGCAGAGGAGGGUCUUCCUCAGUUUUUACUUCCUGCAUGUGAGGGCAGAGCUGCAGGCUUCUGCCAAACAGGCCUCCAGAGGGUUUGAGCUCUUCAGAGCCAGUAUCAAGAAGAAUAUUAAGUUCCACCAACAAGCUGAGAAGAAAUCUCUGUCACAGCUCAAGAGAUCGAUGCAGAGAAUUCGCUCCAAGCAGCAGAAGUACCGAGACGGACACAAGACAAGUCAAGAAUCAGAUGAGAGUCAGAGUGCUGAAAUCGAUACAGACAAGAAAAUGUCUGGGAAGAAAAAGUGGUAUCAACCGUGGCUGGACCAUGCAACAGUGCUCCACUCAGGAGAGUACUACCUGUUUGAAUCAGACAGUGAGGAUGAAGAGGAAAUGCAGUCUGAAGAACAGAAGCCUCAGAAACAGACCGCCUGUCAGUUGGCGUACCAGGCGUGGGUGUCCAACGUGAAAACAGCUCUGAAAGAACGUCAGAAACGCCAGAGACAGUUAAGGAGGACUGAGAGAAAAGAGAAAGAGGGAGAAGAACAAGCAUCUUCACAACAGGAGUCUUGUUCUGUGAUAGGUUGUGGGGACAAUGAUGUGUUUGAGGACCAUGUAAUCCAGGAGGAGGUGGAGGAGCCAGAGGAGAAGCAGUCUGGUCAUGGUGAGAUGGUCCAGAGGAUCUUGGAUAUCCUGCGUUUCUUAUGGGCCAUAGUUCUGGCCAUGGUGGAUGGACUAACUCAGUGGCUCAACCUGCUGACUAAACAGUACAGAGAGACAUCUACUGUUCUGUGCAAUGAACGCUACUUCAUCAUACACAAGAUACAGCAGCAGCAUCAUACAACAGCAGACUCCACAGAUGAGCAGUUAUCUCAGGGCAGUGAGAGUCCCACACUGGAGACCUGUUUGGAUGAGACUGACGCAGAAAACUCCACCAGAUACAGCUGGGCGGGUGGAGGGGGUCUGGAGGAGGGUUCCACUGUGCCCGACAGAACGGUCCCCAACAUCCUGAACAGGCGGGGGGUAAGGUGCGGGUCCCUGGACGAGGAGACACAAUGGCUGGCUGGUCGGGGUGUUGCCGAUGAAAGUUGGUCACAAGGGUGGAGUCAAGGAUAUGGCGAGCAGGAACCCAGGACCUUUCCUCCGGACCAUAACCCUCCCAGUCCACAAGGUACUGAAGACCUCUACCACGCCGACGAGAGCGAAUCAGGCGCCUCACUGUAUACACCGGACCACCAUCGACGAUAUGUGGAGGGGGAGGUGCUGGUGCUUGAGGGACCAAGGGACUGCUCUAGCAGGAACUGGACGAGGCAGAGGAACCCGCUUGAGCCCCAGCUGAGGGACCACCUCCUCAUCAAUGAUGCAGACAUCGGCCCCAGAGUCAAUGAAAAUAGCCAAGGUGUGGGGCCCAUCCGGGAGCAGAAGACGGCCUUGGAACAGAGGUCUCUGGCUUUGGGGAGAAUAAGCACAGCAGGUCAGAGGAUGGCAGCAGAGAACCAGGUCCAGGUGAGCAUGGCAGGUAAGGGGAAACUCACUGCUAAUGGAAGUCCCGCUGGAGAAGUGAAGCUGAUCAGCUGCCUGGAGGUGGAUAGCAGGGGUGCAGCAGGUCGUUCUACCCCCAGGCCAAGGCUCCACAGCACUGAGAACCUCUUGAUUGAGGACCCCACACUCAGCAGCAUGGAGAUAGUACCAGACCCUUCCCAACAACAAAGCAGACAUUCCAGAACAGCCAGUGAGCUGCUGGGAGACAGGCAGUUCUUCAUUGAGGAGCUGGAACAGAGCAGAGAGUUCUACAACACCCAGAGCCGUCUGCUGAAGCUGCUGUUUGCCAUGUACAACCUGCUAGCAGCCAACUCUGAGCUAGUUUGCUAUUUCAUCAUAGUGUUAAACAAUGUGGUCAGUGCCUCAGUGAUCUCACUGGUGCUGCCUAUAAUGGUGUUUCUGUGGGCUAUGUUGGCUGUCCCAAGACCAACCAAGAAGUUCUGGAUGACUGCUAUAGUAUACACAGAGGUGAUGGUGGUGGUAAAAUACCUUUUCCAGUUUGGAUUCUUCCCCUGGAACAGUGUUUAUGAGAUGACUCUAAAUGAAGACAAGCCUUAUUUCCCACCUCGUAUCCUGGGCCUGGAGAAGACUGACAACUACAUCAGAUAUGAUCUUCUUCAGCUGCUGGCUUUGUUCUUCCAUAGAUCACUGCUCAUGCGUUAUGGCCUGUGGGACCACGAGGGCCCUCUGGAGGAGCAAAGUCCCUCACAAGAGAGUUGUAAGGAUGAAGAAAAGAUGAGAGAAGGAGAUGUAGAUGGAGUGAACAAAGAGAAGGAGGGCAGAAGCAGCUCAACAUCAACCCUGGAAAACCUGGAAGUGACUGAUUUGGACCAGCUUGAAAAGAAUAACGUGGACUCUGCUGAACCAAGCACCAGCUCUGCUGCUAGUCCACAACCCUCUGCAGCUGAACCAACAGCAGCACAGGAUGGACAGGAAACUCUGCCUGCAGUGAAGGACAUGUCAGAUCCUCCCAGCAGCCUGACAGUGGACAAAAUAGAAGGAGACAAAGAGGAGGUGAUAGAGGAAGCCCCAAAGAAGAGCAGCACCAUUCGCUUCCGUAGGAAACCUAAACAACCCAAAAAACAACGCAGCAAAGACUCCACAUCUGAGACUGCAGAUUCUAGUAAAGAAGCAACAAAGAAGCAGAAAGGCAGGAGGAGAGAGGCAGCCAGUCAGAGACUGCUGGCUGCAGGACAAAAGAUCAAACAUGUCUGCAUCUCAGGUGUUCAAAGUGUGUACAGGCCAGCUCAGGGUUUCUUCAGAGACAUUGUCCAUGCUGAGUACAGAGCUGCCACUGAUGUCUAUGCACUCAUGUUUCUGACUGAUGUCAUCGACUUCAUCAUCAUCAUCUUUGGCUUUUGGGCUUUUGGGAAACACAGUGCAGCAGCUGAUAUAGCCUCCAGCCUAUCAGAGGACCAGGUUCCUGAAGCCUUCCUGGUUAUGCUACUCAUCCAGUUCAGCACCAUGAUCAUUGAUAGAGCCUUGUACCUGCGCAAGGCUGUGCUGGGAAAACUCAUCUUUCAGGUGAUCCUUGUGUUUGGGAUCCACAUCUGGAUGUUCUUCAUCCUGCCUGCUGUCACUGAAAGGAUGUUCAAUCAGAACUUUGUGGCCCAGCUCUGGUACUUUGUCAAGUGUAUUUACUUUGGCCUGUCAGCUUAUCAGAUCCGCUGUGGAUACCCCACUCGCAUUCUGGGUAACUUCCUCACCAAGAAAUACAACCACCUCAACCUGUUCCUCUUCCAAGGGUUUCGCCUGGUGCCAUUCCUGGUGGAGCUGCGAGCAGUGAUGGACUGGGUUUGGACUGACACCACUCUGUCUCUGUCCAACUGGAUGUGUGUGGAGGACAUUUAUGCUAACAUCUUCAUCAUCAAAUGCAGCCGUGAGACAGAGAAGAAAUACCCGCAGCCUAAAGGCCAAAAGAAGAAGAAGAUAGUGAAAUAUGGAAUGGGUGGACUCAUCAUCUUCUUCUUGAUCUGCAUCAUAUGGUUCCCCCUUCUCUUCAUUUCAUUGGUCAGAUCAGUGGUGGGUGUCGUCAACCACCCCAUUGACGUCACAGUGACUGUCAAGCUGGGAGGAUAUGAGCCCCUGUUCACCAUGAGUGUGCAGCAGCAGUCCAUCAAGCCCUUCACAGAGGCUGAAUAUAAUAACCUCACCAAAGAGUUUGGAGACAAUGCGGUAGCCAUGCAGUUCAUCACUCUCUACAAUUAUGACGACAUUGUGACAGCCAUGAUUGAGGGCAGCUCUGGAUCAGUGUGGAGGAUCAGCCCCCCCAGCAGACAGGAAGUUAUUAAAGAGCUGCUUGGAAGCCCUGUCGACUUAACACUACGUUUAGCCUGGAACUUUCAAAGGGACCUGGGUAAAGGAGGCACUGUGGAACACACUUUUGAAAGACACUCUAUUGACCUGGAACCUGGGAACCCAGUCAGAGCAGAUCUAGCCUCACUACUGGUCGGCAAUCGCACUACACCUGUGCUUAUUCCUAAUAUGUUUCCUAACUACAUCCGUGCCCCCAAUGGAGCUGAGGCCAAACCAGUCAGUCAACUAUCAGGUAAUGAAGAUGGUUACUUGGAUAUAACCCUGUCCCUGAAGAGUGACAGGACAUUGAACAGCAGUGGGAACCAAGAGUGGUGGGACAUUGCCAUCGCAGGCUGUAAACAGUCCUCAUGUGGGGUUCUACCCAUGGUCAUAUUCAAUGACAAAGUCAGUCCACCAAGCCUGGGCUUCCUGGCUGGAUACGGGAUCAUGGGUUUGUAUGUGUCUGUGGUUCUAGUCAUUGGAAAGUUUGUACGAGGCUUCUUCAGUGAGAUCUCCCACUCCAUUAUGUUUGAGGAGCUUCCCUGUGUGGACCGCAUCCUGAAGCUCUGCACAGACAUCUUCCUGGUACGUGAGACAGGAGAGCUUGAGCUGGAAGAGGAACUUUAUUCCAAACUGAUCUUCCUGUACAGAUCUCCAGAGACUAUGAUCAAAUGGACCAGAGACAUCCACAAUCAAGACAGAUAUUGACUGACUGACUGAUUAUUGUUUGUUGUAAUAGAAUACAGUGAAAUCUAAAGUAGACUGCAAAGAUGUGCAACAACAGCACAUGAAAGGCUUCUUGAGAACACUCUUUACCAGAGUGAAUAUUGACUUACAGCCAAGAAGACACAUGAAAGGAGAUGUACCCUAACAAACAUACUGUAUGAAGCGUCUCCUGUUGCUGGACGCAUUCUUCACAGCUGCAUGAGCACUUUCAUCAAAACAUUUAAACUACAGACUAUUGAGAGUGGAAUGACUGUUCCAGUGUGUGUGUGUUGACUGAAGGCAGCUGAAUGUCUGUCCUGUAGGAUUGAACACUACGCCCAUGGAAGGCAAAAAUUGGUUGAAUUGAGUUGUGUUUGUUAAUGGUCAGAGGUUGAAGAUCACACAGGAGACACAUUAUUACUGCUCUCUGUUUGAGCCACGAAUGAAGGACGUGUGGCUAAAAAAUGUAAACUGAUAGUAGGU